Messenger RNA from Dendroctonus ponderosae (mountain pine beetle), 1776 nucleotides. RefSeq names its product lysosomal-associated transmembrane protein 4B. The record is from RefSeq and is a predicted model, not a curated record. Gene Ontology annotation, cellular component: lysosomal membrane. NCBI's taxonomy places the organism in Eukaryota, Metazoa, Arthropoda, Insecta, Coleoptera, Curculionidae. The transcript is spliced from 8 exons. Bases 144 to 1322 code for a protein of 392 amino acids.
CGUAUUCAUCCUCCAAACUGUCAGUAUCUGGUGUCUGUGUUUGUGUGAGUGUAAACCACAGUGUAAACGUCAGAAAAUAGUGAUAAAAUUAAGUGUUAUCAAAAGGAAAAAGUGUUUUUACCUCGCUUAUUGGCUUGUUCAGUAUGCGUAUUAAAUUAGGUACUACGAGCAAUAAGGAAUGGAGAUGUUGUUUUUGCCUCCAUGUGAGGACUGCCACCAUGGCGUUUGGAAUCUACCAUUUACUGCUCCAUGUCUUGGCACUCUCAGUGCUGGCGUUUGUGAUGCGAAAAAAUCACACCGUUAAUUCGGCUAUCGCCCCUACCCCCACUCAGAGAUACAACAAUUAUUUUGAUACCGACUUCUUGCCCACCCCGCUGAGCAAAGUGAAGGAUGAUGAUAAUCCUUACUAUUUACCAUCGGCCCAGGACCAAAAAUUCACUGAAGAUUUCACCGAUGUGGAUAUAGAAACGGUGAUGACCUUCUGCACCCUCUGCGUCACCCUUCUCAUGGUGUACGGUGUAAUGAAGGGAGUACGCAAGCACAUCUUACCAUUUUUCUUCUUUCAGCUGUUAGACUUUGCCUUUACAGCUCUGACUAUGGGCGGAUACUUUUGCUACUUCCGCUCGACUCAUCGUGUUCUGGCUGAGCAAUGGCAACACUUGCCGUUCCGGCAGGAAUUGUUGUCAUUGAGUCCUCAAAAUUUAUACCUUCUGGUAUUGACGUCCUUAUUGCUUACCAUCAUGUGGAAGGCUUACUGGAUUGGUGUGGUAUGGCGCUGUUGCAAGUAUCUAACUGUUAAGGAUCAAUUGUCGAUGAAUACAGUUCAUUACAUUAUGCCUGCUGAGGGUUCGGAUCGUACCGAUCCCGACUACACUGCAAUGUUCCGAGAUGCGGAAAGCGCCGCUUUGGGACCUUUAAAACAGACUCCACCUCCAUCCUAUCAGGAUGUAAUGGAUGAACAGCCACCUCCAUACCCAGCUGCUACUUCAACUACUACGAUUGUCCAGGAACUGCCGGUGCGCCGAUUCUUGUUCACUUAUGCUGCCCAAGAACCUCCUCAACCCGAGAACGUAUCUGAACCGGAAUCAGCGGCUCCUCAACCCGAAACGCCAGUUGAAUCUCCUGUAGCGUCCACUUCUGCGCCAACUACUGUAACAUCCCCGAACAAGCCGCAGCAGAAAACUGAUGAAGAAACUCAUCUCCGCGCUGAAGAUAUUGAUGAUACCGAAUACGAAUAUGUAGAAAUUCUAGCCCAGCCAGAAAUGAAGACAGAGCAGCCGGCUCCAAACAAUGUUAAUGCCAUAAUCAAAGUAUCUGAUUAAUAUCAUUGAUACUGGUAGACUAGUUUCUCAAUAUCCGUGUACUUUUCCUGGUCAAGCGCUAAAACAAUUCUGAACAGUAAAUGUGUUAUCGCCAUUCCAUAGAUCUUAUUAAAUUACCGAGGGUAAUUCAUUUAGCGGACGUUUUCACGCUUGGCUUUGUCACAUCUUGGACACGUUUUUUAAUACAGCGGAUAUCUAGUUUUUAUUCAGAAUUUUUAGUAUUUAUUUUUAAUAUGGUUACUUUUCGUCUUGGUCCCAAACCAACUUAAAAAUUGCUUAAAUAAUUACAUUUUCAAUUGUAGGGUACCUAUAUAUUAACUUGAUAGCAACGAUGAUUAUGAUAGUAUCUUAGACAUCAGGUUAACAGUAACAUCGCUAUUUUGUUUAGAUCCGUGUAUAAUUAAUAUGUAUAGCUACUUUUUAUUAAAUGUGUUUUCCAGCGCAGUCAAUUUAA